UGACGCGCAUGCGUAAGAAAGUUCGGCGGCGCUAGCUCGAGCUCCGCAGCUACUAGUCACCUUUCACCAGCAGAGAGAGAGAAGUCACGUCUGAGGGGAUUUAAAGAGACAAACAAGAGCUGGAGACAGCGACAAAGAACUGAAGUGGUCCACCGAGGUCUGCGGGAGACUCUAACUAUCUGCUCUAACUCUAACUAACUCAACGUGAAGGGAAACGGUCACGAGUGAGCGAAAGUUAGUGUUUACUGAUGUUGUUGCUAGCUACCUAGCUGGUUGGCCUGUUAGCUUGUUAGCGAGGAAGCUGCUGCGCUGUCUGGACUGCUGGACUUCACCAGUUAGCCCAACUUAACAGACACGUUAGAUACCUGACAUGCUGCUGGAUACAUCUUAACGUUUAUACACGGUUUGGUAGAUGUUGAGGUGGAUUUGACAAACUCUUUAGUGCUGACCACGAGCUGUGAAUUUAGUGGGGUCGUGUCACACACAAACAGCAUAAAGAGAGAAAACGCACAUUAUUAAGUCACGAUCGUCUACAAACACGGAUGACCUAUAGGCUGGCCACAUUGGACCUGCGACCCGUCCUCCUCCUCAUCGGACUCAGUUCUUCGUCCGUGAUGAUGGGCCCCCUCCUCUUCAGCUAGUCCGACGCCUGGAAACAAUCUGCAGCCCUCUGAACACCAUGGGAGGAUGUGUGGGGAGAUACUGGGAAGGCUGGGAGGACACACAGAGCCGAGGCUCGUCCAGGAACGGUGGACGAGGAGGACGUAACGAGCCUCUGAAGAAAGACCGUCCCAAGUGGAAGAGCGACUAUCCGAUGACAGAGGGCCAGCUGCGGAGCAAGCGGGACGAGUUCUGGGACACAGCGCCAGCCUUCGAGGGCCGCAAGGAGAUCUGGGAUGCCCUGAAAGCUGCGGCCGUGGCCCUGGAGUGUAACGACCACGAGCUGGCCCAGGCUAUAGUGGACGGAGCCAGUAUCACACUGCCACAUGGUACUCUCGCAGAGUGUUACGACGAACUCGGGAACCGCUACCAGCUGCCCGUCUACUGCCUGGUUCCACCCGUCAACCUCAUCUCAGAGCGCAGUGACGACGACCCGAGCGAUAGCCCCGAACCCCCUGUAGCACCCAAGAAGGAAUUCCAGCUCAAGGUACGACUGUCCACGGGCACGGACCUGCGCCUCAGCGCCAGCAUGGCCGACACCAUAGGGCUCCUGAAGAAGCAGCUGCAGGCCCAGGAGGACAUCGACGCCAACCACCAGCGCUGGUUCUUCUCCGGGAAGCUGCUCACGGACAAGACGCGGCUGCAGGACACUAAGAUCCAGAAGGACUUUGUCAUCCAGGUCAUCGUCAACCCGCAGGCCCUCCGAACCCUAAAGCUGUCACCCACCACCACCACCACCACCACCACGACCACCACCACCACCACUGCCUCGUCGCCUGAGUCUGAAUGACCGAGGACACGGGAUAGAUGGUGCGGCAGACGCUUACGGACCAGAGGUGCUUCCCCCAUAUUGCUGGAUAACUUAUGCUUUUUUGAGAACAGCUACUGUAGCUGAAAUAAAAUCGUACUGUGGAGGAACUACUUUGGAGCAAAAACAA
Messenger RNA from Sebastes umbrosus (honeycomb rockfish), 1598 nucleotides. It is a transcript of the gene ubtd1b, whose product is annotated as ubiquitin domain containing 1b. The record is from RefSeq and is a predicted model, not a curated record. The coding region runs from base 680 to 1450 and encodes 256 amino acids. The transcript is spliced from 4 exons. Gene Ontology annotation, molecular function: protein binding. NCBI's taxonomy places the organism in Eukaryota, Metazoa, Chordata, Actinopteri, Perciformes, Sebastidae.